GCCUGUACUAGAGGGCGCUGACUUCUCAGAGCGAUCAUGGCAUCUUACUGAUUACUUAUUGCACAACCUGCGUCAGUUCUUCACAAUUUCUUUCGGUUUUAGGGACAGUUGGAUAUUGCCGAAACUAUCAUGUCUGCAAUGGCUGAGCCACUCACUUUGGCGCAAGAUGUGAAGAGAGCUGUGGAGUUGCUUGAUAAGCUGCAGAAAAGUGGGGAGAUCCCAAGUGCUAAGUUGGCUGCCCUUCAAAAAGUUCUCCAAAGUGAUUUCUUCAAUGCUGUUAGAGAAGUGUAUGAACAUGUUUAUGAAACUGUUGAUAUAUCUGGGUCACCUGAAGUCAGAGCUUCUGCAACUGCAAAAGCAACUGUAGCAGCAUUUGCAGCAAGUGAAGGCCAUGCCCACCCAAGAGUGGUGGAAUUACCAAAGACAGAAGAGGGCUUGGGUUUCAAUGUCAUGGGUGGACGAGAGCAAAACUCUCCCAUCUACAUUUCAAGGAUCAUUCCAGGUGGAGUUGCUGAUAGACAUGGUGGCCUGAAAAGAGGAGAUCAACUCCUCUCUGUUAAUGGCGUUUCUGUGGAAGGUGAGCCUCAUGAGAAAGCUGUUGAGCUUCUGAAACUCGCUCAAGGAACAGUGAAAUUGGUUGUGAGAUACACACCCAAAGUUCUGGAAGAAAUGGAAGCCAGGUUUGACAAGCAAAGACAAGUUCGGAAAAGACAGCAAAUGAAUUGAAGUUGAUGAGUGGUGGUCUAAUGGGACCAUCAUCAAUAUCAUAUUCAUAUAUUCCACUGAGGUAGCUAUCUGAACCAGUCUCUUCCAAGUUCUCUAAAUUUGUCCUACCAUAAUGAGGAGUAAUCUCAGUUAUCUGUUUCAUUGUUAUCUUGGAGUUACUGGGGAAUGAUAGCACUGGUAAGAGUGCAUGGUAUGAAUCCAUUAUUAGGUUGUGAGAGAGCUCAAGUCUCUUAUUUUUAUCCUUUGUAUUGGAAGAUUUCCAGCCAAAUCAUAACACGUGGCCCAUGGCUGGAACAAGAGUUUCCCUUCAAGCCACACUGCGCUUUAAUAAAAUUUUGUCUCAUGAGAUAUACAGUGUAUUAAGCAUUUGACUAUUUACCUCAAACUUAGGCUGUGUUCUCAUGAAUAUUCUUUCAUGAUCUCAGGUCUGCCAGCAGUGGGCCAGUAAGAUGUCAUUGCUUUCUGUUCUUUACUGUUUAUGGUCAAUUCUUCUGUUCAAGGCUUACCCUGCCACACCAUGAUAAAGAACUCCUGUACCU
Darwinula stevensoni is the source of this 1265-nucleotide messenger RNA. The record is from the annotation of a GenBank genome assembly. NCBI's taxonomy places the organism in Eukaryota, Metazoa, Arthropoda, Ostracoda, Podocopida, Darwinulidae.